AGUCCGGCAGCGCCAACUGGACUUGCCCUCUUCUCGGGCCUUCGUUUUACGAAAACAGGCAAAGAUGGGUCGUCGCCCCGCCCGCUGCUACCGGCAGUCUAAGGGUAAGCCCUACCCGAAGUCUCGCUUCUGCCGUGGUGUGCCCGACCCCAAGAUCCGCAUUUACGAUGCGGGUAUGAAGAGGGCCGAUGUGGACACCUUCCCCUGCUGCGUCCACCUGGCCAGUUGGGAGAAGGAGAACGUGACCAGUGAGGCGCUGGAGGCUGCCCGUGUGGCGGCUAACAAGUACAUGGUGAAGAACGCCGGAAAGGAGGCGUUCCACCUGCGCGUGCGCGUGCACCCCUUCCACGUGCUGCGCAUCAACAAGAUGCUUUCGUGCGCAGGCGCUGAUCGCCUGCAGACCGGUAUGCGUGGUGCUUUCGGCAAGCCCAACGGCGUCUGCGCUCGUGUGCAGAUCGGCCAGGUGCUGAUGAGCAUCCGCUGCCGUGACAACCACGGUGCCGUGGCCGAGGAGGCCCUGCGCCGCGCCAAGUUCAAGUUCCCCGGCCGGCAGAAGAUCAUCCGGUCCAACAACUGGGGCUUCACCAACCUGUCCCGCAAGGACUUCAAGAUCUUCCGCGAGGAGGGCCGCCUGAUCAACGACGGCUCGCACGUCAAGGUCAUCACCAACAAGGGCCCCCUGGCCGAGCGCGAGCCCGACCACAUCUUCGACUACCCCGCCUUCAAGCACCACACACCCCUGCACAAGGACGAGUAAACAGCUGGCGCUAGCAGCGUCGGUUGCGGAGGGCGGCAGCAGCAUCGGGCGGCGCGCCGCAGCGUGCGCGGCGUGAGCUGUGCAGGCGCGUGGCGUGGCGUCGUUGCGGGGCCGCUCCGCCUGCACCCGUUCUGUGCUCGUGUGCGUAGUGUGCGGCUAGGCAAGGAGGCUGUUGGUUGGCGUGAAGUGACAGGCCCGGCUGCGUGUCUUUUGCGGGGGCGGUCUGCUGCCGUUGCAGAGGCGCUUAGUGUCGGCCGUGGGCUGGCCCCAGGCCACGACUGAACUGUCGGGCGUGGUAGGGUCGCUGCUGUGUUCCGCGCAUGUUCCCCUGGUGGUGCAUGUUGGGGCUCAUGGCGGCAUACCCCACCGCGAGUCCAACGUUGGGUGGGGAAGAGCCCCGGACUCGCCUUGUAACAAGGCGCGGGA
Molecule: messenger RNA, 1183 nt
Organism: Chlamydomonas reinhardtii
Lineage: Eukaryota; Viridiplantae; Chlorophyta; Chlorophyceae; Chlamydomonadales; Chlamydomonadaceae
Product: ribosomal protein L10
Exons: 6
Coding region: 65-757 (230 amino acids)
Biological process (GO): ribosomal large subunit assembly; translation
Cellular component (GO): cytosolic large ribosomal subunit; ribosome
Molecular function (GO): structural constituent of ribosome
Source: RefSeq, a predicted model, not a curated record